This is a messenger RNA of Gadus chalcogrammus (walleye pollock), 2299 nucleotides long. RefSeq names its product nuclear receptor subfamily 1 group D member 1-like. NCBI's taxonomy places the organism in Eukaryota, Metazoa, Chordata, Actinopteri, Gadiformes, Gadidae. The transcript is spliced from 8 exons. Gene Ontology annotation, molecular function: nuclear receptor activity; zinc ion binding; RNA polymerase II cis-regulatory region sequence-specific DNA binding. Gene Ontology annotation, biological process: positive regulation of transcription by RNA polymerase II; negative regulation of transcription by RNA polymerase II; hormone-mediated signaling pathway. The coding region runs from base 538 to 2280 and encodes 580 amino acids. The record is from RefSeq and is a predicted model, not a curated record.
GCUGAGCUUCACCAGCAUUCCGACGCCUCGGCUCCGCGCGCAGAGCUCCGCCAAUCAGGACGCGAGGAGGACCGCGGGGGCGUGCGCGAGCUCGGGGGGAGAGAGAGGGAGACUCUGAUACAUAAACAAACAGCGGGGGGUUUGAAGGGACACGGAACGGGGACACACAACUGGUCACAUUUCUUGGCCACCUGGAAACGUGCUGGUCCCAGUGGGCGGAGUGUUCUGGCUGCUCGCGCGCACGCAGGUCUCCUGGUGUGCUCGUAGUGACGCGCGUGAAAGCCAAACCUCAGACCUCAUCCGAGCACUCAUCCCAGUACAGGACGCCUGUAGGUUACGGCUCCGGUCCCGCAGCGCUCUGAUCGAUCACGGGACUGUAAUCAAUUUAUCUGAACCUCUUUGAUCUAAAGGGUUCUCCUCUACUUUCUGGGAUCCACUCCACAUGGUGGUCCGGACUGCUACGUCUCCCCAGCUCCUGAGGAAGACCCUCACCCAGUAGACCAAACCACGUACUGAAGAAGACCACUAUACGGAAUUAUGGAGAAUAGUCCUGGUGGUGUCAUCCUGUACGCGGGCUCCUCCGGCAGCGCCAGCCCCAGCCCGGGCAGCCCGUCCAGCGGCUACCAGACCCAGUCCCCCUCCUCACACUCGCAGCCCUCCUCCCCCGAGGCCAUCUCCUUCCAGGAGCUCGGCGCCCUGAAGCCCGGCGGGGAGCCCUACCCCGCGCCCCCCUCCCCCAAGACCGUCUUCCAGUUCCCCGAGGUGGUGGGGGCCAACCCCCCUCCCGCCGCCGGCGGCCCCGCCUCCUACACCCACCCCAUCGCCGGGAAGAGACCCUGCGGGUUCACCGGCACCUUCACCAAGACCGGAGGCAUGGUGCUCCUAUGCAAGGUGUGUGGCGACAUCGCGUCGGGCUUCCACUACGGUGUCCACGCCUGUGAGGGCUGCAAGGGCUUCUUCCGACGCAGCAUCCAGCAGAACAUCCACUACAAGAUGUGCGUGAAGAACGAGAACUGCCUCAUCAUGCGCAUGAACCGCAACCGCUGUCAGCACUGCCGCUUCAAGAAGUGUCUCUCCGUGGGCAUGUCCCGAGACGCCGUCCGUUUCGGUCGCAUCCCCAAGCGGGAGAAGCAGCGCCUGCUGGACGAGAUGCAGAGCUACAUGAACAGCCUCAACGAGACGGUCUCCAUGGAGACGGAGGCGUCCGCGCCCCCCGAGAUCGCCGGCGGCCCCGAGGGGCGGCCCGGCGAGGGGGCCGGCGGCCCGUCCUACCACAACGCCUUCAUGAACUGUGAGGAGAAGCCCCUCAAGAUGGAGGCCACCGGCAACCACAGCAACGACAACAGCUCCGCCUCGUGCUUCAGCGGCGUGUCGCAAGACUUCCCCACGCCCCACUCCGUGGGCGUCCCCCAGCCUCAGUCCCAGUCCCAGUUCCAGGGGGUCCCAUCCGGCUACCACCUCCCCACCCACUGCCCCGCCAACGUCAACAAGAAGCCCGCCGGCGCCGCCACGGACAACGCAAAGUACACGUACACGCUGGCGCCCAAUCAGAGCCAGUGCCCCGUCACCGGGGCCACUUCCUCCUCGCAUCCCGCGCCGGCCAAUCAGAACGUCUUCUCCGCCGCCGGCGAGACGCAGAAGCAGACUUCCUGUCCGUGGAAGCUGAGUGGAGGAGCCAAAGUGCUGGCCUGUCCCCUGAACGCGUGCCCCGUGGCCCCUUCCAGCCGCUCCAGCCAGGAGGUGUGGGAGUCCUUCUCCCAGUGCUUCACACCCGCCGUUAAGGAGGUGGUGGAGUUCGCCAAGAGCAUCCCGGGCUUCCAGAGUCUGGAGCAGCACGACCAGGUCAUGCUGCUCAAGUCCGGCACCUUCCAGGUGCUCAUGGUGAGGUUCUGCUCGCUGUUCGACCCCAAGGAGCGGACGGUGACGUUCCUGAACGGCCAGACGUACUCGCUGGCGUCCCUCAGGGCCCUGGGCAUGGGCUGCCUCCUGGACGCCAUGUUCGACUUCAGCGAGAAGCUUGGCCAGCUGGGGCUGGAGCCCGACGAGAUGGCCCUCUUCAUGGCCGUGGUGCUGGUGUCAGCCGACCGCUCUGGCAUCGUGGAGGUCGCGGCGGUGGAGCAGCUCCAGGAGAACCUGAUCAAGGCCCUGCGCUCGCUGAUGUCGCACCGCCGGCCCGACGACUCGACCCUGUUCCCCAAGCUGCUGCUGCGGCUUCCCGACCUGCGCACCCUCAACAUCCAGCACUCGGACAAGCUGCUGGCCUUCCGCAUAGACCCCUGAGAUGGGCAGCGCCGGCGCC